AUCAGUACAAGGAUCAGAUAAAGGAGAGAGAGACAGAGAGAGAGAGAGACGUAGGCGUGACAUCAGCGUGUCUCUUCUGUUCGUGUCUCCUGCGUGAACGUGGACAGGCGAUGUCCUGCGCUUCGUAACCUUUCCCAUCAGGCCCAGCGGGGACUGGCGGACUCACGCCCCGCGUGCACGGCAGGCCUCACGCACGGACCCUCCGUCGGCAAACAUCAACGGCAGUGAGCCCCCAUUGUGGCCGGUGGGCAUGGUUUUGGAGGGUAGCUCGGAGGCGCUGUGUCCCCCCCCAUCUCUGGAGCUGCGCCCGUCCUGCAACAAGAGCCAGCCCUCGCCUCCUCUGGGCUCCAGCUCCCAACCCCACGACGGCGUCUUCCCUGAGGACAAGGAGCCCAUCAAGUACGGCGAGCUCAUCGUCCUCGGACACAAUGGCUCACUGGCCAAUGGGGACAAAGGUCGCAGAAGAAGCCGCCUGGCCCUCUAUAAGAGACCCAAAGCCAACGGGGUCAAACCCGAUGUCAUUCACAAUGUCUCGACCCCUCUGGUGUCAAAGGCACUCAGCAACAAAAGCCAGCACAGCAUCUCUUAUACACUGUCAAGGAGCCACUCGGUCAUUGUGGAGUACACCCACGACACCAACACGGAUAUGUUCCAGAUCGGCCGCUCCACAGAGAGCAUGAUUGACUUCGUAGUGACUGACACCGUGGGUGGCAGCAGCGGGCAAGGUGGGGGUAUGGCAGGGGAAAACGGCAGUGGGGGCCAGUCCGCUCAGAGCACCAUUUCCCGCUACGCCUGCCGCAUCAUGUGCGAGCGCAGUGCUCCCUACACGGCUCGUAUCUACGCCGCCGGCUUCGACUCUUCCAAGAACAUCUUCCUCGGGGAGCGGGCCGCCAAGUGGAGGACGUCGGACGGCUUGAUGGACGGCCUGACCACCAAUGGGGUGUUGGUGAUGCACCCAGCAGGGGAGUUUGUGUCCGAGCCGGCACCGGGGGUCUGGAGGGAAAUCUCAGUUUGCGGCAACGUGUUUGCCCUGAGGGAGACCCGCUCCGCCCAGCAGAGGGGGAAACUGGUGGAAAACGAGUCCAACACCCUCCAGGACGGCUCUUUGAUUGACCUGUGUGGAGCCACCUUGUUGUGGCGGACUCCCGCCGGAUUGCGCCACACCCCCACCCUCAAACAGUUGGAGUCGCUUCGCCAGGAGUUGAAUGCAGCCCGACCUCAGUGUCCCGUGGGCUUUAACACUCUGGCCUUCCCCAGCCUGGCUCAACGUGAGAUCGUCGACAAGAAGCAGCCGUGGGUUUACGUCAACUGCGGCCACGUUCACGGAUACCACAACUGGGGGUACCGCAAGGAGAAAGGGCCUGCGGGCCUGGGGGGUACGGCGCCAGCCAGCACCGGGGAGCGGGAGUGCCCCAUGUGCCGGCGAGUUGGGCCUUAUGUGCCGCUGUGGUUGGGCUGUGAGGGAGGAUUGUACCUGGAUGCCGGGCCACCCACUCAUGCUUGUCCCUGCGGCCACGUAUGCUCAGAAAAGACAGUUGUGGGGUGGAGCCAGAUCCCGUUACCCCACGGCACCCAUGCCUUCCAUGCUGCCUGCCCCUUCUGUGGUACCUGGUUAACAGGGGAGCAGGGCCAUAUCAAACUCAUCUUCCAGGGCCCCGUCGACUGAAUCCCACACCCGGGGACCAGCCGGAACCAAGGGAUGAUGGAACUACUGGGGGACGUCGGUGCAAGAACACUAAGGCACUGGUGGCACCAAGGACAAGAAACUGUUGAAAUGUAGAACUGAAAAUGACAAACCAUGAGAUGCCAAGUGAUUAUUAAGGCGAUAGAUGUAAAUAAAUUGUGUUGAAGGAA
This is a messenger RNA of Thalassophryne amazonica, 1854 nucleotides long. RefSeq names its product pellino E3 ubiquitin protein ligase family member 3 (gene peli3). Gene Ontology annotation, biological process: regulation of Toll signaling pathway; protein K63-linked ubiquitination. The record is from RefSeq and is a predicted model, not a curated record. Gene Ontology annotation, molecular function: ubiquitin protein ligase activity; protein binding. Lineage: Eukaryota; Metazoa; Chordata; Actinopteri; Batrachoidiformes; Batrachoididae.